Sordaria macrospora k-hell is the source of this 336-nucleotide messenger RNA. RefSeq lists its product as uncharacterized. The record is from RefSeq and is a predicted model, not a curated record. NCBI's taxonomy places the organism in Eukaryota, Fungi, Ascomycota, Sordariomycetes, Sordariales, Sordariaceae. Gene Ontology annotation, cellular component: cytoplasm.
AUGGUUGACUACGACGCCAUCAACUCUUCUGAUAUCCCUCCCGAGGUUCCUCGCAGCGAGGACUCAGCCAAGGACCCCGAGAACGUCCUUCGCGGCCACAAGGCGACGCUGAACAAUCCUCAGCAAUCCGACGCCGCAAAGGAGCACUCCAAGCAAGUCCUCGAAAACGCAGACGAGCCCUACGACCAGUCCUCUUCGGACACCAAGACCACCGACCAGGGCGAGAAGGACCCGGGCAAUGUCGCGAGGGGUUUGAAGGCUGCUAUUAGCAACCCUGGUGUUUCUGAGGGGGCCAAGGAGAGUGCUAAGGAGAAGUUGAAGUCUUUGGGGGAGUAG